UCAUCGUUGUCUCCAGGUGUCUCGUCGCUACCAAGACACGCUCCGUCACCACCAUCCACCUCAUGGACGGCCAGGCGCCCUCCCCGGUCAUACACACUCCCAGCCAGCGGCCAUAUCCAUACCAUCCAAAUGCAGGAUACCCAUACACCCAGCAACAGCCCUACCCAUCUCCGCUCCCGACACACCCAGCCCGCCAACUCCACACACCACUGCCAUACAAUCCGUCGCAGAGACCAGUCCAUCCUCUCCCCAACGGCCACUCUCCCACGUUCCCCAUGACGCCUCCGUACGCGCCGUAUCUCAAUGGCCCAAUACAGACAAGUCCUCCGUCGUCCUCCGGCUCAGAGGCCCUGCCUUCAAACCAGAUUCACAUCGUGCAGACAACACCGCUGCCUGUCAUGCUACGCUCCAGCUCGACCUUGUCCACUACCAGCACGAACAGGCCGCCCCCGCUGUCCAACGGGCCCAGUCCGGCCGUUGAAGAGGUCAUAGUGGACAUGAGUGAUCAGUACGAGAUGUACCCGCCUCAACAAGCACAAAUGCGGCAGGUAGGACCAAGAACAGGGCUGGACCAGGUGCAAGCACGGUCUGUAGUGAAUGCAACACGACCGAACGAGAUGGACGGAGUGCCCAGGCAAAUGGUUAUGCCGCAACAAAUACCAAUAUCCAACCCAUUAUCGUCGGCAACGGUCGUAGGAACGAGUGACAGUAACCUCUGGCAAAGACCUCUGGAAGACGGCACUGGAUUGAGAGUGGUAGCUAAUUUCCUUGAAGGACUGGGGGCAAUGCAGAGUAAGAAUCUGGAGGGCUGGCUAUCAUUCGUCAUGUCUCACUUUGAGAACAAUUCACGGUUUCAAUUUGUAUUGAUAGGUGAAAAGUUCCAAAUGUUCGACGUCCCGAUUACUUACCUUCCUCGCUUCUUCCUCUCCCUUCCUUCACCACCCUCCAUAAUCCUGACAGAUCCCAUUGAAUCCCUUCCUUCCACUGAAGAAACGAUGGUCCUUUGUCCCGAUAUGGAAUGGCGCUGUGAUUCAAAAGCUUGGAAGGGAGCGCUGAACAUGGUGGUUGGGAAAAGAGGCAAAAUUGAGAAAAUGGAUAUCGUCCUGGGGAACAGGGAUGAGGGAGGAGAAAUAUUUUCAGAAGGGGCUUUGAGAGUCCUAAAAAUGGCCCAAGAGAUGGAAUCUUUUGCAUUGGUCAUGCGCUUAGCUCAGCAAGAGAACCUGCCUCCAAGAGAGGCAUUGCAACAAUUUAUUCAAGAAGAGUGAGGAGACUUUUCGCUUUCCUCCGUCUCAUCUUUGGAUCCAACCAUGAAGCGGCCUACACAGUGUAAUGGAAAAGGAAGCAAAAAGGGACAAGGACAAGUAUAUAAUGUAUAAUAGAACUAGUCAUCUGUAGAGAGAAGUUGUCGUUUAUCUUAUAUAGUACAAUUAGGCGUGUCAUCCAUCAGGGGGGCCAUCUUGACAAUAGUAUCGCUGCAUAGACAUGUAAUUCAUUC
This is a messenger RNA of Cryptococcus deneoformans JEC21, 1495 nucleotides long. RefSeq lists its product as hypothetical. The record is from RefSeq and is a predicted model, not a curated record. Bases 63 to 1265 code for a protein of 400 amino acids. Lineage: Eukaryota; Fungi; Basidiomycota; Tremellomycetes; Tremellales; Cryptococcaceae. The transcript has 6 exons.